Molecule: messenger RNA, 1278 nt
Organism: Pisolithus orientalis
Lineage: Eukaryota; Fungi; Basidiomycota; Agaricomycetes; Boletales; Pisolithaceae
Exons: 14
Coding region: 1-1278 (425 amino acids)
Source: RefSeq, a predicted model, not a curated record
AUGCCCCCUUGUGGGUGUGCACUGUUUUAUGCUCAAAUCCUCCUUCUGAGUCAAGAGGUGACCAGUCCUGUGGAGCAUCUGCCACCAUUCCAUCUGAUCAAAUACCAUGGCCCUGCUCCAUCUCAAUUGGACACCAACACAACCAAUAUUGAACCUGAUGGGUAUGGAUCCUUCACUCUUUAUAAUUACCUUGUAUCUGAAGAUCUGGUAGCAUUCAUGCCACAAAUCACCUUACCCCAGCCACCAGCAAUGACUGCCACAAACAGACUUCAAGCAGCUGCUGCAAUGAUCCAGGUCACAGGGCAAGAAACAGAUGUCCUGGCGACCCACCAAAGAUUCAUCCAUCUACUCCAUAUCAUCAUGAUGAAUGUCAUCACUCAGAACAUUUUCAAGAACCCCAUCAUCAAGAGCAACUUCUAUCCACACUUUGAGCCAGAUGGCAGGAGUGCACCCAGGCAUCAGCCACCAUGUGGUACCCACAAGAAAAACAUCGAUGCAGUGUGCCUUGUGUGGUAUAGAGAAGACACUCAGGAAGUGUUGAAGUACACAUGCCAGGUGUUAGCUAACAAAAUGAUUUUGAAUGGUGAUGUAGCAAUGACAAAGGAUAUUGAAAUGCUGAUUCUGAAGGUGCUUGGUCUUGUAUGGUCCAAAGCCAUAGAAUUUGGCAAAACCUAUGUGAAAACUUCACUGUUGGAAAAACUCAAGGACCAGACUGAUAUUGCCAACUUCUUUAUGCAUGAGCAUGACAAUAAUGGCCUCAUCAUAAGAUGGUUUGGGAACUCUGUUUUUGAGAGAUUCCAUACAAACUUCUGGUAUAUGCAAUCAGUCUCCCAGUUAAAACAUUUGCCAGCAGCUACAAGACCAUGCCAACACACAUGUAUGCACUCUCUGCCAUGGCACACAAUCCAGUUCACUGGAUUGGACUACUGCCCUGUAUUCAAUGUGUACUAUGAGGGUUUUAUUGAAGCAUUGCAGAACACUGCCAUUGGGCCUGCUGUCACUGCCCACCUUGUGUGGUUGAAUACACAGGGAAUGAAAUUAAUCUCUUCAAACCAAACUGUCACAUCUCCAAAGAAGAUUCCACACAUAUUCAUACCCCAUGCAGAUGAGGUAGUGGUCUAUGAGGUUGUGUCAUCUCCAAUGCUGACAUAUGGGGCUCCAUCCCACUUGGGGGUGGCUCCCUUCCACCUGACAUCUACUGCAUUCACAUAUGGUCACAUCGAUCCAGAAGGUGAUCCUUGGGCUGGGGAAUAUCUGUGGGCUGUGUCAUAUCCAUGA